ACAAUGCUUUGGAUUGAGGGGAGACCUUUGGAGGCAGUUUAGUAGUCCUAUCCUCGACCCCAAGAUAAUUAAACUCUCAGAAAGUAUGACACUGCAAUGGCCAGCAAGCACUUGCACUCAUGUGUAAUGUGUGUGUGUGUAUUUUGUGUGUGUGUGUGUGUGUGUGUGUGUGUGUGUGUGUGUGUGUGUGUGUGCUUGUGUGUAGGCCCUGCCACUACUAUCAGCACUGUGCUGGUAAUGAGUUAUGCAAACGGUUGAAAUUGAACACCAACCGAGGCCAGAGGAGUCCAGGCUAAAACAGCACAUUCCCCCGGAGUCCUCAUACCAGAGAGAGAAAGAAACAUGGAGCCAGGAAAUGAUGCUGCAGGCUGGCUUUUUGUGUGUAAGCCUGAAGUUGAAGAAGAUAAUCCUCCCAGUUCAAGUGAACAUGCUCCCACAUGAAAACCGUACAUCAUCAGUCAUGGCCGCCAUCAGCAGCUCAAACACAGGUUUUGCCUUGGAGCUGCUCCGCACUCUGAGCCAAGCAAAUCCCACCGGGAACAUCUUCGUCUCCCCGCUGAGCAUCAGCUCGGCUCUGGCUAUGGUUUACCUGGGGGCUGAAGGAGACACUGCUGCUCAGAUGGCACAGGCCCUCUCAUUCACCUCUGGUGAAGACGUCCACACAGACUUCCAGACACUGAACGCUGACAUCAACUCGCCAUCUGCAUCAUACAUCCUGAAACUAGCCAACCGUCUCUAUGGAGAAACUUCCGCCAACUUCCUCCCGCAAUUCCUCAACGCCACGCAGAAACACUACCAGGCAGACCUGAAGGCUGUGGAUUUCAUCGGGGCUUCAGAGGCGUGCAGAGCGGAGAUCAACAGCUGGGUCGAGCAGCAGACAGAAAAUAAGAUCAAAGAUCUCCUGAAGCCAGGAACAGUCGGCCCUAUGACAAGAUUGGCUCUGGUUAACGCUAUCUACUUCAAGGGCAACUGGAUGAAUCGCUUUGAUGUGGCAAACACCAAAGAGAUGACCUUUAAAGUCAACCAGAAUGAGGCCAAGCCGGUCCAGAUGAUGUACCAGAUGAAGAAGCUGCCCUACAACUACAUUCCUGAGCUCGGUCUGCAGAUCCUGGAGCUGCCGUACGUGGAUGAGGAGCUCAGCAUGUUCAUCCUGCUGCCUGAGGAGUCCGUGGAAGGCUCUGAUCCUCUGCUGAAGCUGGAGACCGAGCUAACGAGGGAGAAGCUGGACGAAUGGACCAACAGGGACAACAUGGACGUCCACUCAGAAGUCCUGGUUCACCUGCCCAAGUUCAAGCUGGAGGAAGACUACGAGCUGAACGACGCUCUGUCCAAACUGGGCAUGACAGACGUGUUCUGUGGGGCGAAGGCCGAUUUGUCCGGCAUGAACGGCGAACGAGGACUCUUCCUGUCUACGGUGGCCCACAAGGCCUUUGUGGAAGUGAACGAGGAGGGGACGGAGGCGGCUGCAGCCACAGCAGGCAUGAUAGCAUUCUGUAUGUUGAGGGAGGAACACUUCACAGCGGACCACCCCUUCCUCUUCUUCAUCAGGCACAAUAAGACCAAGUCCAUCCUCUUCCUCGGUCGGUUGUCGUCUCCUCAGUAGACAGAACCGGCAGAGGAAGAUGUUGGGCCAAUUCAAAUAAAAAAUUAGCAAAAUCCUUAAAAUGAAAGCUUAAUUUUCUGUGAUGUUUUGCCAAUUGAAGAACUGCAUUCUUUGUUUGCAUUUGCACUGAAAUCAUAGAUGUAGCUAUUGGAAUUUCAGUGUUUUUGGUUGAAUUAAUGCGUUAUAAUAGUGAAUUGAAUCUAAUUGAAAUAAAACAAAAGACGUUUGGGUUUUAAAGUGACUACAUUGUUAAAAUGGAGACAAUCAGAGUUUUUAUAGGGACUUUUUCUUCAGUUGACAGAAGUUCUAAUGAAAUGUGUUCACGGUGAGGUCUGUGGAUUAUCCAGAGGAAGUUGGUCAGUUUCUUGAAAAACAAAUGGAGCACAUUUACGGCAGUGAAAGACAAGGUGGAAGGAAAAAACGGAAAAAAAAGUAUUUGUGAUUUGGCUAAACUGAUCAUUUUUGUUGUUAACAGAAUGAACACCACAUCAAAACUUGAAAUGGAUUUAAAGUUUCUCAAUCUUAAUAAAAAUAGUACUAAGAUUUGUAUAUUUAAACAAACUGACCUAUUGGACGAUGUUCCCGGUGUGAUCAAAAUCCACCGUUUGUUAACAUAGCACAAAAAGUCGCUUUUAUAUCUUUUUUUUUUUUUUCUUCUCAUGUUACAAUAAGUCAAUAUAUGAUCCAGCUUUUUAAAGUGAGCUGCUGUUCUCUUAAGGGGCGUCCCUCAGACAUUAAGAGUUACGAACUGCUGACCUUUAGAGGUGAGAACAGGUCAUUGCACCAUGUUUUGAGGAAUAAAAUGUUUAAAUCCGGCUAUGA
Perca flavescens (yellow perch) is the source of this 2425-nucleotide messenger RNA. It is a transcript of the gene serpinb1, whose product is annotated as serpin peptidase inhibitor, clade B (ovalbumin), member 1. The record is from RefSeq and is a predicted model, not a curated record. Gene Ontology annotation, biological process: negative regulation of endopeptidase activity. Bases 245 to 1603 code for a protein of 452 amino acids. Gene Ontology annotation, molecular function: serine-type endopeptidase inhibitor activity. The transcript has 8 exons. Lineage: Eukaryota; Metazoa; Chordata; Actinopteri; Perciformes; Percidae.